UCUUUAUCACUCAUUACAUGCGGGAAGGAGAUAGAAUGACGCUUACAGCGCAUAAGCGCCCAAAGUGAACGCAGCCCUUGAGUUUGAUUAAUGUCCAAUUUGCGCAUGACGUCUUUUCGCGGGUCGCAGAGUUUGUCUUGCCACGGUUCAGAUUUGUUUGUAACAAGAGUUUCUCGCCCUCUGCCCCUCCGUUCUUCUCUACCGCUGCGACUGUGUUCUGCGCGAUAACACGUGAAAUCUUCCGCGAGGUUUCGACGUUCAAUUUGACAUAUUGCGCACUUUCCACAAAGAAGAAGCGUAGAGCGCGACCUCCGACUUGUUCAUUGUGGCCGAUGUUGUCUUACGCUCGACACGGUUGCUCGGGAUUAUCGAAUAAGCACGAUGGAACGCACGAAAAGGCCUACGACCGAACAGAUGGAACUGAAAGUUCUCGAACCACUUCUCACGAGAGUCGACCAGCAAGAGCUCAUUCGUAUUGAUAAAAACGAGUUCAAAAUCGGCCGAGCAAGAGAUAAUGACGAGAUCAUCUUGGACGUCACAGUAUCCAGAAAGCAUUGUGUGUUCAGAUGCGAAGGCCAGGACGAAUGGAGCGUGAAGAACUUGAGUUCCUCGUCCACGUUUGUCAAUAAUCUCACCAUUAAACAAGGAGAAAUACAACGAGUUAAUCCUGGUGAUAUCAUACAAUUUGGUUGUAACUCAAUGUGCAAAUAUGUGUUUAGUUUUGCUGAAAGAGGUCACUGUGUUAAGAGGCCACGUUUGGAUGAGAAAGUCCUCGAUACUAUGCUCACUAAGCAGAGGACUUUUGCUGAGAACCAAGAGUGUCAGAGGAAGGAGCUCAAAGACAAGCUGGAAAUCAAACAUAAGGAGCAAGAGGAGUUGAAACAGCAACUUGAGGAACUGUUGUCGCAGCAAGCAGCUGCCAAAGAUGACAAGGAAAAUCUGAUCAAACAGAUUGCGACAUUGGAGAGCAAAAUAGAGGCAGGUAACAUGCAGGAGCGACAUCUGCACAGCAUGUACUCUCAAUUACUGCAGAAACUGGAGAAUGAGAGACAGCAGUUCGAAUUGAGAAUAAAUGAAGAGAAGCAGAAGUGGCAAGAGGCAUUGGAAAUGAGCAAACAAGAGAAGGAAAUAUUAGAGAUGAAAAUGAAAGAACAAAUGGAGAGAUGGAGAGAACAGCAGCAAGCUGAUUGGAAAAGGAUGAUGGAGAGCAAAGUGAAUGAGGAGAAGACUAUUCAAGCUCAACUGUUGAACGAGAAGAAUAUGCUGGAAGAAAGACUGAAGAAGACUGAGAAAGCCUUAAAGGAACAAGAAGCAAAGGCGGUAACCUCGCAAGCGAUAUUGAACGCGAACAUGAUAACUGAGCCCAGUUCGUCCGACAAUUGCAUAUUCGUGGAGCUCGUGGAUGUGAAUCAGCCUCAGGGAUUUCAAAUAUUAGAUACAAUCGACUUGACUGGAUUCAGUCAGAGCAUAGAGACGAACACUAAGGAAGGUGUUCUCGGGAAAGUGAGCGACAUCAUGGACGAGCAGCUGACGUGCAGCAUAUGCUCGGAAUUGUUUGUAAACGCGACAACCUUGAAUUGCAUGCACACGUUCUGCCACCAUUGCAUAAACGCGUGGUACAAGAAACGGAGGGAUUGUCCAGUCUGUAGGAAACCGGUGAUGUCGAUGAACAGAUCGUUAGUUUUAGACAAUUUCAUCGAGAGUAUGAUCGAGAAUUUGACGGCCGACCAACAGAAGAAGAGGAAGGAGCUUCUGCAAGAAAGAAAAGUUAUUGGGAUGAAGAGACGACGUUGAAACACGUGUCGCAUCAAGACGAAUUACAGUAUUAAGCGUUAAGACUCCAUACGGUGAGCUCCGGCAAAAUGCUGCGGUGACCAAUCAGAAACCAAGCUCAUGCUGGAGCUUGCCGCAGCCCGAUCUGCGCCUGGUUUCUGAUUAGUCACCGCAGCAUUUUGCCGGAGUUCACCGCAUGUAUGGAGUCUUAGCUUUAGUUAUAAUAAUUCGUUACCGCCUAAGGCACCUACAAUAUCUCUCUCUGUAUAUGUAAUAUUCAUAUUGAAAUGUGCCGUUUAUUUUGUGUACUCAGACUUAAAAUUUUGUUUUAUUUUUGUAAGAAGUUCCCUGAGCGCGGUUUUUUUCUUUGACAUUUUUAUUUAAUAUACGUGAGUGUGGAACGUCGUGUAUAGCGCUGUGUAAUUAAUAUGGUCAUUCUUUUUAUAAAAUCUAUUGGUUGUCUCGUAA
Messenger RNA from Odontomachus brunneus, 2241 nucleotides. RefSeq names its product E3 ubiquitin-protein ligase RNF8-like. Bases 382 to 1794 code for a protein of 470 amino acids. Gene Ontology annotation, molecular function: metal ion binding; histone binding; ubiquitin protein ligase activity. Gene Ontology annotation, cellular component: nucleus; ubiquitin ligase complex; site of double-strand break. Lineage: Eukaryota; Metazoa; Arthropoda; Insecta; Hymenoptera; Formicidae. The record is from RefSeq and is a predicted model, not a curated record. Gene Ontology annotation, biological process: protein K48-linked ubiquitination; double-strand break repair; ubiquitin-dependent protein catabolic process. The transcript has 4 exons.